Messenger RNA from Spirodela intermedia, 2634 nucleotides. The record is from the annotation of a GenBank genome assembly. Lineage: Eukaryota; Viridiplantae; Streptophyta; Magnoliopsida; Alismatales; Araceae.
AUGGUAUCCGCUAAUCGGGAAAUGGCGGUCUACUGCUUCGACACGCUCGUCGCCCACUACAACUGCGAGGAGACCCCUCCCCCGGCCUUCGACGAGGGCCAGCAGUAAGAGUCCCGAUCGUCCUCCCACGUAUCGUACUCAUUUUCCUUCUGAUCAUGCUUCGUCGGGCUGGACUCGUUUCGCUUUUGGAGGACUUCAAUUUUUUGAUCGACGGGUUUCCAGAUGGGCCUGUGGCUGUGUUUUGAUUUUUAUACUUUCUUCUUUUUCAUGGUAAUCAGUUUUAAGUGGUCUGGGGCGAUUUAAAAGUAAAUGAUAAUUGCAUGAUAAAUCGGCUUCUUCCCUCCUCCACAUGUUUCAUUCGGCUUUGUCCACGAAGAUUUUCAUCUUUUUUUAUGGUUGGAAUUCCACAUCGCCUGGUCAGUGAAUUGCUGGUUCUUGGUACGUUAUUUGGAUUUUGGUCAUUCCAGAAUCCGACAAAGUAUCAGAUUAUUUCUUUCUCAUAUCCCCAUUUCUUUGAAUUUUUGAUUCAUUUAAUUUUACACCUUCUUUUUUUUUUUGACCAUCCACCCGCUUUUGCAUUCGCUAUCAGUUUUAUUUUCCUGCGGUUUCAUAACGUUUUUGGGAAGUUCAGUCGUGUAGGGUUUCAUCUGAGUAUUUUUUGUUCUACGUGGGGACUAUUAUAUUCCCAUUCCGAUGUGGUUUGCGUUUUCGUUGGUCUGAAGCUCAUCUCAUGUGGUUCCUGGAAGAUUUAUUAGAAGAAAGUAGGAUAAAACCAUGAAUGUUUCCAUUGUAGGGUGCUGAGUUGAAGAUUGCCUAACCAUGAUAUUGGGUUUAUAGGCCAAAGCUAUGUGUUUUCCAUUGUCACUGGUUCCUGUUCAAUAAUUAUUGAUCGUAGCUUGCCAAUAUUUAGCACUUUCUACGUUGGUACUUAUAACUAGUUAAAUGCAUACUACUCUUGAGCGAAUUGAAAUUGGUAGAACAAGAGAAAAAUGCUCAUAAAGUUUCUUCAAAUUAUAUACUGAAAUUCUUUAUGGCUAUCUUAUGUUCCUCGCAUCAUGUUUACCUCUGAUUGCAGCCCAUUGUUUGUCACUUGGAAGAAAGCAAUCAAUGGCACAGAGCCUCGAUUGCGUGGAUGCAUUGGCACUUUAGAAGCCCGUGCCUUGAUCACUGGUUUCAGAGACUAUGCUUUAACCAGGUAAAUAGAUUCUGAGUCGAUUUUUAGACGAACAGCUUUAUGUACUAUAAAAUUAAAACGUGAAUACAUGUUGCUCACCUCAUGAAGUAGAGCUCGUGGUAGAAACCAGCCUGAGGCUGAAGCCCGAAAUGAUCCGGGAUGAGUUGCAGGUAUCCAGCCCUCUCUGAGGCUUUCUUUGCCCCAGCUAAGGUUAUCCUCGCCACCAAAAGAGCAAUAUUCUUUUCUUUUCUUUUUUCUUUGGUGUGUGACAAUGCAUUGUAGAGAUGCAAAAAUGUCAUAAGUAUGGGCAUUUAAUCAAUCUCUCUAGAGGGCAUUUUUCUGUUUUUCAUCUGUGCGAAAAUCUCUCCAUUUCAUUCUGUUCAUUACCUAUGAACGAAUGUUCGUAUUCCCCUAGCAACAUCGGUUGGUAUCUACCUAAUUUUCCAUAAUGGAGAGUCAUUCUCAUGCAUCUGCAUCUAUUAUUGCUGUCACGUUCUUCUGUUGAUUCAUCCUUAUUUUCUCUAGAUUUUACAUAUAACACGAGAUCGAAUGUUCGUAUUCCCCUAGCAACAUCGGUUGGUAUCUACCUAAUUUUCCAUAAUGGAGAGUCAUUCUCAUGCAUCUGCAUCUAUUAUUGCUUUCACGUUCUUCUGUUGAUUCAUCCUUAUUUUCUCUAGAUUUUACGUAUAACACGAGAUUGAUCCUUUGCUCAGUUCAGUCGAGAGCGUUUCUGGAAUUCCACCUGAUGAUCUUCUAUGCCAUGUCACAGUGCACUGAAGGACAGGCGCUUCCCUCCCAUACAGGCUAAAGAAUUACCUCACUUGGAGUGUACAGUUUCCAUUCUAACUGAUUACGAAGUCGCUAUCCACUACCUUGAUUGGGAGGUACACAUCAUAUUAGCCAUGAUCUGAAGGCAGAAACAAUAAAUGACUGAUGUAUCUGAGAUCAUUGUUAUCUUCCAUAACUCUUUUGUUUGCUCUCUUAAUGUGAUGGCAUCUUCAUGAUCAAAGUGGAUGAUGCCCUGUAUCUGCAGGUUGGAAAGCAUGGUCUGAUCAUCGAAUUCACUGACCCGGAUUACAAUUCAAGGCGCAGCGCCACCUACUUGCCCGAAGUGGCAGCCCAUGAAGGUAUGCAUGCCGCCAUUAAUGUAUCAUCCUAAUGAAGGUACCAUAUGCUGGCUAUGUAAACAUGGGUUGGUGGAGAAGGAGGGGGUCGGUCUCUGCUCUUUGUUUGGGGUCCUCACAGUUGCUCUCGCAGGGUGGACAAAAGUGGAGACGAUUGACUCGCUGAUGCGCAAAGCAGGCUUCAAUGGCUCCAUCACCGAGUCGCUGCGCCGGCGCGUUCGAGUGACCCGCUAUCAGAGCACGCUCUACACCAUGCACUACAGCGACUACGUGGCCUACGUGAAGAGGAUCAGAGGGUCUCCGCCGGCAGUAAAUGGGGUGAAGCCCGGCUAUUGA